This is a messenger RNA of Amyelois transitella, 1591 nucleotides long. Its product is annotated as probable metabolite transport protein CsbC. Gene Ontology annotation, molecular function: carbohydrate:proton symporter activity. Lineage: Eukaryota; Metazoa; Arthropoda; Insecta; Lepidoptera; Pyralidae. The coding region runs from base 121 to 1563 and encodes 480 amino acids. The transcript is spliced from 7 exons. The record is from RefSeq and is a predicted model, not a curated record. Gene Ontology annotation, biological process: transmembrane transport; carbohydrate transport. Gene Ontology annotation, cellular component: membrane.
UUCAAUGGAACACAACGUGCUAUUUAAACUACGAUUAAUUAACAAACAUAAAACGUAUUUCAAACUUUAUUCCCAAAACGAUUCAGUGUAAUUUCCAAUGUGAAAGAUAAUUUAAUUUUAAUGUACGAAAACGGUGUGGAUUUUAACGCUUUCAGGGCAGUGUUGGUCGGUAAAGCGUUGAUGAUACAUGUUAUUGAGAAAAUUUAUAAUAUUAUGAUCGUAUUUACCGUGUCAAGUUUUGACGUGACCAAAGAAAUUGAUAACAGAGUUUAUUGGAAGGACUUGUUAGCUGUAUUGGCAGUAUGCCUUCCAUUCUUGACCUUCGGCAUAGCGACAACACUCCUCUCUUUAUCGACAGUCGGUGAAACAAUUUGGAACCAAACCGGUCUGAUAAUUGGAGCAGCCGUAUCAGGUCCUGUGAUGUGUUACGUCAUAGACAAAUGUGGAAGGAAAAUCGGGAUUUUCAUAGUUUAUUUAGUGCAAGGUACAACAUGCAUCCCCCUCUUUUUGAUACCAAGCACGGCCAGUGUCUUAACUCUGCACAUCCUCACUGGCAUAUCAUCUGGAGGUCUUUUCACGGUCCUACCAAUUUACUUGCUGGAAACCUUCCCGACGAAGAUCAGAGCAUCAGCUCUAGCACUAACAACAGUGAUGGUAUCUACCGGGCUGUUGAUGAAGUUGGCGAUGAGCGAGGAGGCGUUGAUGUUGGCUAUGGUCGCUUUGGUGAUGAUUGAAAUAAUGACGUUGUCGAUUAUGGUGGAGUCGCCGAGUUAUUUGGUGAUUGUUGACAAAAUUGAGGCUGCCGAAAGUGCUGUAGCGAAGCUAAAAUAUACAACCAAAGAUGGACCAGCAGUUAAACAUGAAGUGAACAUGUUGAAACAAGAGAGUGAAAGAGCCAGGGCUAAUGGAAAAAUAACAUUGUAUAGUUUUUUCAAAAACCGGAUUUGGUUGGACAUAACAAAAAUUGGCAUCAUGCUCUUCACGAUCAAAGAGUUAUGUGGAAGCAUCAUCUUCCUCGAUCAGGACAAGACGCUGCUCCAGCUGGGUCUACCUUCAGACCCUGACAGGAUGCUGGUGGUGACAGCAUGGUGCGCCGGUUGUAUAUUCUGUUUGGUCUUCGUUAGUUUUGUAGAGAGGAGGUACCUCCUUACCUUCGGCUACGUAGUGAUGGUAUUAUCAAUGGGAGUACUAGGAGUUUACACACAAGCUGACCUGACGGUGAAGACUCUGAGGUGGCUGCCUGUGGCUGUACUACCUAUUUUGGUGUUCGGUUACGGCGUGACGUGGGGAAUGCCAACUAUUAUAAUGGUGGAGAUGUAUAACUUGGAGAUCCGAGCCACACUAAUCGGAGUACUGUACGCAUAUUCAGAAAUUGUGAAACUAGCCCACGUACACACCUUCAAAUACAUUGAAGAUUACAUGGGAACGUACACCGUGUUCUACAUAUUCGCGUGUGUGAACCUUUUUGCAGGGGUGUACGCUUUGUUCGCGAUACCAGAUAUAAAAAAUAAGAGUGUUAGACAGAUUGAAAGGCAAUUGAAAAGGAUACCGAUUUUGAAGUGAUAAAAAAUAUAUAUAAAAUUGAUGCAUU